Molecule: messenger RNA, 1119 nt
Organism: Saccostrea cuccullata (small rock oyster)
Lineage: Eukaryota; Metazoa; Mollusca; Bivalvia; Ostreida; Ostreidae
Product: calmodulin-4-like
Exons: 4
Coding region: 244-780 (178 amino acids)
Molecular function (GO): calcium ion binding
Source: RefSeq, a predicted model, not a curated record
UAUAGUUAUAGGACUAUGCUGAAUAACAGAAAAAAAGAUAUGGAAUUAAUGAGGAAAAAUCAUAAGGGCAAGUCGAAACAUUGUCCUUUUCCGAUUGUUGACUGGUAUAAUGAUAUCAUGGAUUGAUACAGAAGUGGUACAGUGUUAGACUGUUACGGUGUGAAGCGAGGCGUAGCAGCCUGAGUUCGCUGCUAGAGGGAGACAGCUGUAUGACUUUUUACUAUAUAUGGGGGGACUGUCAGUAUGGGAGGAAAGAAAUCUAAAUAUCAGAGCAUGGAGGGUAAAUGUACAACGGCUAAAGAUGAUUCGUCUGAAAAGAACGGGGCGGAGCCAAACCCGAUUGAUUACGAGAAGCUCUAUUUCAAGGCCGAAUUCACGGCCAUGGACAAAGAAAACCGCGGGAAACUGACUACGGCAGAGUUCGUCAAGCUGAUGAUGUUUCUGGGGUACGGAGAAAGAUGGAAAGUGGAGGAGCUUCUAAAGUCUAUCAAUACGGAGGGCGAUGGAUUUAUAACUAUUGACGAGUUCUAUGACGCCAUGGGCCGCCCAGGAGUAAAGGACGGAACAUCAAGGUUACGCAAUAUCUUCUUUAAGUUUGAUGACAAUAAAGAUGGGCGCGCGACAAAGGAGCAAAUACUUCAGGGGUUCACAGACAUGGGGGUCGAGGUCGAUGACGAAAUCAAGGACAAGGUCAACAAACUGGACACCAACAACGACGGGAAAGUGGCUUACCAAGACUUCGUACAGAGUCAGCUGGUGACAAAAGGCGUGCUCCACUAGUGUCCGAAAUCUACACUAGGUGGAGAUAAUCAGCUACUGGCAGGCAGGUAUACUUGUGGUCAGUUAUUAGAUUUGAUGGUUACGGGAAGGUGAGCUCUACUGUGGACUAGUCAUUUGUUGGAUGUUUAUGUAGAACAUUGAUAAAACAAUGCUGGGAUAACUGAGUUGAUGUAUUUAUUUAUUAUAUCAUAUUACUUUACUUUAUUUAUUGAUUUUUAUCUUCUUGAGAGAGUUUUUUUUUUCUAUUGAUUGAUUUCAGUAUUUAACAGCUUUAAGGAAUAAAAUGUGCAAGUUUUAUCUAUUCAAUAUUAUGUAUUAUGUUUAUUCAUGUGCAAAAUG